AUGACCUCGUACGGCAAGGACUUUGAAAUUGGCGGUGGGCCUUACGAGGUGAAGAACCCAGGUUACGUUGCCGCCGAUGAAGAGAAGAACCAUUACGAUGACGGCCCUCGCCGCCCUAGUGCGGUCGGGUCUGUGAGAGCAAUUACCGACCAGACGCACCGAAAGCUCAAGAGCAGACAUAUCCAGCUUAUCGGUAUCGGAGGAACUAUUGGCACUGCUCUAUAUGUGCAGAUUGGUCGAGGUUUGAUGAAUGGAGGCCCUGGAAGUUUGUUCCUUGCAUUCUCGCUAUGGUGUACUGUCAUUCUAGCUGUGACGCUCAGUAUCGCAGAGAUGGUUACUUUUCUCCCCAUAUCCUCGCCCUUCAUUCGAUUCGCUGGAAGAUUCGUGGACGACGCGUUUGGAUUCGCUGCUGGCUGGAACUUCUUCGUUUUCGAAGCUGCUCUCGUGCCUUUUGAAAUCGUGGCUUGCAAUGUCAUUAUCGGGUUCUGGUCUGAUGUAGUGCCUACAGGCGCCAUCAUCGCCAUCGUGCUCGUGCUCUACGCUGUAAUAAACAUGAUGGCCGUCAAAUGGUACGGUGAGACGGAGUUCUGGGCCGCCAUCGGUAAAGUGCUUCUUAUCAUCGGUCUGCUCAUCUUUACCUUCAUCUCCAUGUUGGGAGGCAACCCUGAGAAAGACCGCUACGGAUUCCGCUACUGGAAGAACCCGGGGAGUUUCACAGAACUUUACUACGAAGGCCAGCUCGGUCGCUUCCUGGGCUUUCUCCAGUGCCUGAUCCAGGCUUCUUUCACAAUUGCCGGACCCGAUUAUGUCUCAAUGGCUGCAGGAGAGACAGAGAACCCACGCAAAGUCAUGCCUCGCGCUUACAACGCCGUCUUCUACCGUUUGACCACUUUCUUCGUACUCGGCUCGCUAGCCGUGGGUAUCAACGUGCCUUUCAACGACCCAGAGUUGAUUGGCGCCUUCCGUGACGGCAAGCCAGGUGCGGCAGCUUCACCCUACGUCAUCGCCAUGAACCGACUCCGUAUCGAAGGCCUGCCUCACGUUGUCAAUGCUGGUGUCCUUGCCUCCGCUUUCUCCGCCGGAAACUCCUACGUCUACUGCGCAUCUCGUUCCCUCUUCGGUCUUGCUUUGGAAGGAAAGGCACCUAAAUUUCUUACAAAGUGCACAAAGCAAGGUGUGCCUUUCUACUGUGUCCUCUUCGUCCUCAUGAUUGCCCUCCUUUCCUUCCUUCAGCUUGGCCAAAACUCUGCUGUUGUGCUAAACUGGUUCGUCAGCUUGGUAACGGCGUCCCAGCUUAUCAACUUCAGCGUCAUGUGCUUUACCUUCCUGAAGUUCUACAAGGCGUGUAAGGUACAGGGUUUGGAUCGAGACACAUUGCCAUACAAAGGUAUGGCACAGCCUUACGCGGCAUGGUAUGGCCUCGUCACGACUUUCGUUAUGACGUUCGUUGGAGGUUAUACUGUGUUUUUGAAGGGAAUGUGGGAUGUGCCUUCAUUCUUGUUCUCGUACUUGAUGGUGUUCGCGUUUCCCGUCCUCUUCAUAUUCUGGAAGCUUGUUAAGAGAACAAAGUGGAUUCCAGCACACGAAGCGGAUCUUGUGACUGAUCUCGCCGAGAUCGAAGAGUACCAUCGUACGUUUGUGGAGAAGCCAGAGACCAAUGCUUUCAACCGUGUUUUGGACAAGUUGUUCGGAUAG
Molecule: messenger RNA, 1695 nt
Organism: Alternaria burnsii
Lineage: Eukaryota; Fungi; Ascomycota; Dothideomycetes; Pleosporales; Pleosporaceae
Product: amino-acid permease inda1
Exons: 6
Coding region: 1-1695 (564 amino acids)
Biological process (GO): amino acid transmembrane transport
Cellular component (GO): membrane
Molecular function (GO): amino acid transmembrane transporter activity
Source: RefSeq, a predicted model, not a curated record